This is a messenger RNA of Kwoniella shivajii, 2871 nucleotides long. RefSeq lists its product as uncharacterized. NCBI's taxonomy places the organism in Eukaryota, Fungi, Basidiomycota, Tremellomycetes, Tremellales, Cryptococcaceae. Gene Ontology annotation, molecular function: protein binding. Bases 1 to 2871 code for a protein of 956 amino acids. The record is from RefSeq and is a predicted model, not a curated record. The transcript has 7 exons.
AUGUCGAAUAGACAGAAUACGAGAAAGGCUUCCGAGUCAAGAAGAUCUGCUUCUGAUCUUGAUCGCGACGCUAAAGGUGAAGCUGGAAAUCUUAAGAAUCUCUUAACCGUUCAACUACCUUGGAGCAGGGAAGUCGACUCAUGUCGAAAGAGAUGUCGAGAUAUACAUCUCUUACUCCUAUUCUCUCACCCAUUAUCACCUUACGCACAAUCACUGGAUAACUUAUGGUAUCAUACUUCUUAUCUGUUGAUAACAUCCUAUCGAAGCAUAAUAUCAAGUUUAGAAAAAUCAUUACCCCCUCCUCCUUUUCCCUCAAACCCUUCUUCGAAUUCUCGUAGAGGAGGAAGAACAGAUAACAAUCAUACCCAAAACAACAUUGGCCAAAACCAAAAUCAAAACCAGAACGAAUUGAAGAAAUCAUCAACUAGAUUCCGACAAUUCUUAUCAUCAGAAGAAACUUUCUACAAAUCACUAAUUAGUAGAUUGGUUCGGUUUUACGAUUUAUAUGAUAUUAAUGAUUUAUCAAAUUAUCUUUUACAAGCUAGGAUACCAAUUUCCCAAAGUGAACAACAGCAACAAGGACAAGGACAGAGACCAAGUGAAGGAGAUGAGCUCGAUAUUGGUAACAUUGGAAAAGAAGAAAAGAGAGAUAAAUUAUCUUUAAUAUAUAAAGCCGUGAUUUGUCUAGGUGAUUUAGAGAGAUAUAAAGAACAAUACAAUGAAAAGCCAAAAUCAUCAAAAGAUAACAAGCACAAUUCUUCUUCUUCCUCAAGAAGAAGAUUGGUAGGAAAUAAUCAAGAAGAAAAGUUUUCACAAGCUAGGAAAUAUUAUGAGAUCGCUAGAAAACUCUUACCUGAUGAUGGAUCUGCAUUCAAUCAGUUGGCUGUAAUCUCCACUUAUCUAGCUGAUAGUUUCUCAACUACGUAUUACUACUUUCGAGCUUUCGCGAUCAGGAAUGCUUUCAAAGGUAUUGACGGGAUCUUAUAUGAUCAUCUAGGAAAAGCCACCGAACGAUGGAGAGUACGGAGGAGGGAAGAGAAAGAGAGAGACAUCCAAGAUGUUAUUAUGGAUGUCAGAGAUGAAGUGAAAAGAUGGAAAGAGGAAAUGAUAGUUUUAGUGGGAAUACUAUAUCUCAAAGCAGGAUUCUCAUUGCUUCCUACACUACAACCGAAUCUUCUCGGUCGAUUCUCAAGCCUGCUAAAGUCACGUCAGCUUUCUACUGAGGUGAUUGUUCAAUCGGCUGUGAUAGUAAUAGGAUCCCAUUAUCACGCACGUAAUACAGCUGGCUUAGAACAGGAUCCCAAGCUUGUUCAACGAUCACACGAAGCUGAAUUACGUGCUUUAGACUUAUUAUUAGGUGUAUUUGAAGCGAUUAUGCAGAUAGGAAUCGAGGAAUUGGAAGAAUUUCGUUCUACUUUAGGUGGAGAAAGUGCCUUGGAGAUCGAACAAGAUGACGAAGAUGAUGAUGGGAUCGAUACCCAUCUAUAUCAAUAUAUCAGUGCGAUUUUGAGACGAAUACUACCUUCUUUAAGGAUUGUUUCAAAAUGGAUAAAACUUGAUCUUGAAUAUUUAGCUCGUCAACAAUCUUCACCUACACUCAAAUCUUUCUGGACCACUUACAAACGAUUCAUUGAUUCUGUUUCGACUGUUUUCCCUAUUGCUCAAUUGCCUUCAUUGACCGAGCCCUUGGAAGAAGAUAUCGAUAUGAAAGGUUUCUUGCCACUCCAAAGAGGUAUCACAAUUGAAGGUGGAUUCAACAGUGGUGUUAACGAAAUUGAAGGAAACGAUCCCAUUGUCCAAGGAGAAGUUCAUCCCAAUGAAGAGCAGUUGAUGAGAAUCGCUGAUAUCCAAGUAGAUGCUAGAUUGAUCAUGCAAAGUGGCAUUGGCGCAUUGCUUCUCGGUGUUCAACCCUUAGGAUUAGUUCCAGCCGUCUUUGGCGUUCCUAGAGACCAAGAGUCUGACAUCGCCUCUGUAAGCACUGAAACGGAAGAUGAUCCUGUCAAUCUUGCUAUGAGAGCCACUUUAGCUUCGGAAAGCAGUGUAAACGGAGAUGAAGAAGCUGAAGAGAUCAUUGUAUGGGGUAAAAGCCCACUUCCUCCCAAUGUACCUGCUCCUUCGACUAUCGGAAAUAUAUCUGCUGCUAUACCUUCGAAUAAAAAGCCAACAGCGUAUGACCUUCUUCAAAAUCUGAUGUUGGAAAGUACACCUACUCCCCCUGCUCGAUCUACCAUCCUACCUCAAAACCCACCUACCGCAUCUUCCCCUUCAAUGGGUAUAACUUCCUCUGCUUCUCCUCAUCUGCAAGGAGUAGGAAACGAUAAUUUGUCCACUCCCGGUGGAGGAGGGUUGCUAUUCGGUGCUAGUGGAGGUGCAGCUCAAGGAAGUAGUAUUUGGACUAUGACAAGGGAAGAAAGUGAAAAGGGUCAGAAGAGAUCCAGUUUCUCUGGUCAAGGUGCGAACUCCGGAGCGGGUGGGAACGACCUGGCUGCUAUUUGGGGUAAUUCGACUCAAACUGAAACUGCUCCCAACCAUACCAAUAACGUCCCUAUGCUUCCGACAACAAGUUUCUUACCUCAGUUACCUGGCCCUGCCCCUGCUCCUUCGGCUCCGCCUACAAUACCGCAACCAAAUCUGUACUCCCACGCCCAAUACUCCUACACGCCACCACCACAACAGCAGCAGAGUAAUACAUGGGGUAUGUCGUCCGUACCUCUACCACUACCACAGGCACAAUCCAUCUCACCUGCAUAUCCUUAUGAUCACAAUCAACAAAUACCAUACUACGCUCAACCGGCUUAUUAUACCCAAUCAUACGGUAAAUGGGGUCCUGUACCUGGUUCCGGGACAGGAGGAUAUCAAAACCCACCAUAG